Messenger RNA from Amoebophrya sp. A25, 3326 nucleotides. The record is from the annotation of a GenBank genome assembly. NCBI's taxonomy places the organism in Eukaryota, Dinophyceae, Syndiniales, Amoebophryaceae.
CGCAGUUAGAAGGAGUAGGGGAGAUGAAUCACGAUGGGAGUUGUGGUAGUGGGAGGGCUGGGUGUAAUGGUAGUGGUAGCAGCGGCAGUAGUAUUGGCAGACUUAGUACGUCCGAAUCAAAACAACAACAUCAAUGCCAUUCUUCUCAGCUUCCAGCUCAGGAAGCACCAGCUAACGACCACAGCAUGGAGCAAGACCUCGCUGUUGAAGAGUAUAUGCGUAUCACAGAUGGGGAAGUAUUAUCUCUGAUUAAUCGUGACCCGCUGAGUCGUGCGUACUACCGGUUCGCAGUAACAGAGCGCAACAUGCUUCUCGGUGUUGCUACACUGCAGUUGCCUCAGGAAGUUGACGUCAAAGCAGUAGAACGUUAAGGCUAGUAGAGGAAGACGUACUACUAAGCUUGUUUCUUAACCUUAUAAAUAGUGAAAGAAACUCGUACUCGACGGACAAUUAAUAAGUGUAAUGACAAUGUGUUUGUUUUUGUAUUAUAACAUAGGGUGGAUUGGAGACACUUUCAAGUUAAUCAAAUACGCAGUAUAGAAUCAUUUUCUCAUUAGACUCCACCAACGUAAGCAACAAAUUUCCUUGAAAUGGAAUUUUGAAUCCGAGAAACUAAAAAUUUUGCUUUCAUCGCCUUUUAAUCAAAUUCAAUUGCUGAUGUGCGUACUGCAGUUGCUUCACGUUUGUGAUGGAAUCUUGCCAAAAGUGAAUUUGAAGAUUGAAAAAAAGCGUAAAAUUUUGAUUUUAUUUACUUUUAAUUGAAUUUGAUUCCUGAGUACCGUAUUUCGAUUUCUACUAGCAAGUGAAAGGUCUAAGACUGCGAAGAAGAGGAGAUGAGGGACUUUAUUGUGCGCUACAUGCUAGAAAAAGAUUGGGCAAGCGCGGAUUCAGCACCCCAAUUCAAAUUGCCAGACGUUAUGAAAUCGAAAGUAAUGAUGUGUAGUACUCUCUCACACUCAAAUCUAGUUCUAAGGAGUAUUUACACUUCGUUGACAGGUAUAGACGUCGAAGAACAUCACGAUACUAGUGGUCACCCCUAUGUUGAACAACUCUUUUACCAGAAGAGAAGACCUGCACAGCAAGAUCUGCUUAACAAAAUGCUCCUUGUUAUGAUUGAUAUAUAGAUUUUUUUCUUUGUAUAGUUAGGGUAGCAAGAAUCAACCCUCCCAUUCUUUGUAUGGUAUUUAACGAAGAUUCAUUGUGGUACAGCUUCUAGUAUAACCGAGGUAGGCACAUCAAUCAAAAUUCAUCUACUGAGUUCUCGGCUUCAAAGCUUAAUUAGUCACUCAAUCGAUCAAUCAAUCAAUCCACGACUCAUUCUUUGUAUUACGAACGUAGAUAUCAAUUAAUUAGUCGUUAAUCAUUAGUACGCGUACGGCUUAUGUUACGUACAUUACUACGACUUCUAUCAUAGACUUCUUCAUACCGGGGGAGCCCGAAUUGACACGUGCUGAUCUGAUUGGGUCGUGUAAGGAGUUUCCGAACCUGAUGUUCCGAUGCGACGAGUUCCAUUGCGGGAACAAAGCCAAAGAUCCGAGGGAAUAUGUGGCUUUUUUUAUGACGUGUUUCUCAAACAUCCACAAGGAUAAGACGCUGCAUUUUGUUUGGUUCACUCCUUUCGCCUUAUAACAUGUUGUCCUUAACAUUAUCAUCCGGAAUACCUGACUUUUUUGAUUUUUUGUUUGCUAGUUAGGAGUGCUCCACCGAUAUUAUCAUCGGAUCUUGUUCUUCACGAUAGAGAAAUAUGUUGGUGCGUUCAAUCUUGUUGUACGUCAUCUCACCUCUUCUAGUCCUUCUACUUCUCUCUCUUCUUCUUCUUUCAUCUCCCACGAUUCGAAAGGGUACGUCUGCAGUAAGGGUUUCGCUUUGAACAAGACUACGACUGGUGAUCAUGAACUCCAAUGGUCGAAGAGGCAAGUUUCGAUGCAGUUUGACGCGCCGAAGCAGUGUAGGAAAUGUGGUCGAAAAUUCUUGCUGCGGAAAAGCUCAAGGUCUUGUUUCCUUACAUCAACUUCAUCUACGGACCACUGCAUGCUCGCUCCAUCUACAGACGACCUAGAUGAGGAUCAACAUCUUGAAGUUUUUCCCACUUCAUCUGGCACCACGACCACCUGCAAAUGCGAGCGUCCUGGAACUCUUGAGCCCGUGUAUUCAAAACGAGGCCUCGCUGCCCUUCGUCUACGUCUAGCUGCCGCUUUCUACGCUUUUCUAGACGACCGGAAAAAAGAGUGGGGGCUUGCCGAACAACAUGUAGAAGGAGAAGGCAAGGUUCAACAAGAUGAACGACACAGAACCGAACAGCACAGAACCUCCGUUGCUGGCGGGGCAGUCACGAGACCACCGUUGCUGUCUGCGCGUGGCGGCGCAGGAAUCACAGAUGACGAUAUAGUGGCUGCAGCGUCGGUGGGGAUGAAGGAUCCAUCGGGUUUAAUCUCGUGCUUUAAUCUCCUCGUGCAAGAACCGAAGAAAAAACAUGAUAUCGUUCAUCAACCGACAAGUGGAAGACGCGUACUUCCUAAAAGCACAAGACGAAACUACAAGCACAAGAAGAAGCUAGCACCGAUAAGCAAACGUCGGCUGACUCUUGCCUGGCACAAUGAAGCUAAAGGUCGAAAGAACAAUCCAUCUCGGGAUGCUGAUGAAGAAAAAGCUAGAAUAAGGUCGAAGGGUCAGUAGAAAAAGAAAAGUCCUCACAGUCUUUCAUUGAAUUUAAAGUAAGCUCGUGGUGUCUUUGAAAAAUUGCUUCUAUUGAGUACAAGUUCUUUAUUUCGAUUGACCUCUAAAAAGCGAGUCAGAGACCUCAUCUAGCUGAUAUUGAUAAGAUAAUUCUCUUUCUCUCGUAUUCAUCACACGUCAAAGUAACCACCACAACACAUCACCAUCAUCAUUCGAGUGUAGUUCACAAUCCUCCCAUUGUUCUUUAGAAAAUUUACUUCUGAAUUUGAACAAGGAAAGGUAUCCUUUGCCCUGAUGAGUUUCAAAUUCAACAGUAGUACAACUACAAGUACAAAAAUAAGCACAUCAAGAAGAUCAACAACUGGCUGGGAAGCUAGAGCUUCAGCAGCCUCAAUGACCUAGAAAAUUUACUUCUGAAUUUGAGCAAGGAAAGGUAUCCUCCAUGCUACUAGAAGAUAAGUACCUGUUGUGCUAUUUAGUUUUACAGCCAACAUGUCGAUGUUGAUGGGCCCACAAAAAUAUGCUUUCACUUCAAACGCGCUUGUCCCAACAUUGAUGAUUACCCGAGCAAGAACGAACUUCAGAUACAGCAGACGACAUCAGAUUCUUGUAUGACACUAGCAUUGAUGAGAUGAAAAACUAAGAUUACA